Pyrus x bretschneideri (Chinese white pear) is the source of this 2834-nucleotide messenger RNA. RefSeq names its product protein FAR1-RELATED SEQUENCE 5. Gene Ontology annotation, biological process: regulation of DNA-templated transcription. Lineage: Eukaryota; Viridiplantae; Streptophyta; Magnoliopsida; Rosales; Rosaceae. The record is from RefSeq and is a predicted model, not a curated record. The coding region runs from base 444 to 2822 and encodes 792 amino acids. Gene Ontology annotation, molecular function: zinc ion binding. The transcript is spliced from 2 exons.
CGAAACGUUGUGAUCCCUGAUGCUCCUCCAGGUUUCGUCGAGUACCAAAUCAUCUGCCCUAAACCCCCGCCACACUCCACCACUCCCCCUCCCCUCCUCCCUCUCUCUCUCUCUCUCUCUCUGUUCGUCACUGCUCUGAACGUUCAAUUCACGCCCCGUCUCGCUCCUGCGCACUCCCGGGCGCUGCCAAAACAUCUCCAGAGUGAAGAUUUUUGUACCCAUUUGCAAUUUCUCCUUCUUCCUGCUCAAAUGGAUCGCCUCCAAGGUUCUAGCUUUCCCUCUAAAAUCCAAAAUUUCCAUCAAAAUUAUGCAUUUUUUUUUUAUUUUCCCAUUGGCCCAAUUUUGUUCGUUGUAAUUUAUGAUUGAAUUGGUGAUUUAUAGCAUUUUGGUUUUAAUUUAAGCAAUAGAGAAAGAAAAAUAAAUUCAUAGUUCCAUGUGAAAAAAUGGAGUUUGAACCGUUGAGCUUGGGCAAUGAUGAUGUUCUUGAAUUCGACAUGAUGGGUCUGGGUUAUAUUGACCAACCUGUUGACCAUGAUGACCUCCUUCAUGAUUCUCCUGCCACUGCUAUUCCCACUCCUACUGGUUCCGAUGUUGUCAGUAGCGUUGCUGUUUUGGAGCAUUACAUCCCGGAAGGAGACAGUAGCCUUGAACCCUGUGAGGGGAUGGAAUUCGAAUCCGAGGAGGCUGCCAAGGCCUUUUACAAUUCCUAUGCUCGCCGCAUUGGCUUCAGUACUCGUGUCAGCAUGUCUCGUCGCUCCAGGCGCGAUGGCGCCAUCAUUCAGCGGUCUUUUGUUUGCGCCAAGGAGGGAUUUCGUGUCAACAAGAAUGGGAAGUCUGGGUCUGACUGCGAAGGGCGGGCCAAGCGCCCCCGAGCAGAGACCCGAGUUGGUUGUAAGGCCAUGUUGGUAAUAAAGGUUCACGACUCUGGGAGAUGGGUUGUGUCUGCUUUUGUUAAGGAGCAUAAUCAUGAGCUCGUUCCACCUGAUAAGGUGCACUCCCUUCGCUCUCAUCGUCAUGUAUCGGGUUCUGCAAAGUCUUUGAUUGAUACCUUGCAGGGUGCUGGGAUCGGCCCCAGAGGAAUUAUGUCUGCCCUCAUCAAAGAAUAUGGUGGUAUUAGGAAUGUUGGCUUCACGGAGCGUGACUGCAGGAAUUACAUGAGGAGUUGUAAGCAAAGGACCCUUGGAGGCGACACUCAGCUGCUCUUGGAUUACUUGAAGGACAGGCAAGCUAAGGACCCAGCAUUCUUCUUUGCUGUGCAGGGAGAUGAAGAUCAGUGCAUGGGCAAUUUCUUCUGGGUUGAUCGUAAGGCAAGGAAUGACUAUACUUACUUUGGUGACACUGUUACCUUUGACACAACUUACAGGUCAAACCGCUAUCGGUUGCCUUUUGCACCUUUCACAGGGGUUAACCAUCAUGGACAGCCUGUAUUUUUUGGAUGCGCCCUCCUGAUAAAUGAAUCUGAGGCAUCGUUUCUGUGGCUUUUCAAAACAUGGCUCAUGGCAAUGUCUGGCCAGCCUCCACUGUCAAUUACGACUGAUCAUGAUCGGGUGAUUACCAUGGCCAUUACCCAGGUUUUCCCCGAGACUCGACACCGCUUCUGCAAGUGGCACAUAUUUAAAGAAUGCCAAGAGAAGUUGUCCUCUGUGCUUUGUGAGCAUUCCAACUUUGAAGCAGAGCUUCAUAAAUGUGUCAACCUGAGUGAAUCAAUUGAAGAGUUCGAGUCUUGUUGGCUGUCCCUAACUCGUAAAUAUGAUCUCGGGGAGCAUAAAUGGCUUCAAUCGAUGUAUGCUGAUCGGCAGCAGUGGGUCCCUGUGUACCUGAGGGGCACCUUCUUUGCGGAAAUGUCGGUAACACAGUGCAGUGAUAGCAUGAACUCUUAUUUUGAUGGAUAUGUCAAUGCAUCAACAACUCUACAGCUGUUUGUUAAGCAGUAUGAGAAAGCUGUUGAAAGUCGGUAUGAGAAAGAGGUGAGGGCAGAUUAUGAUACCAUAAACACUGCUCCGGUUCUUAAGACCCCUUCGCCCAUGGAGAAACAGGCAGCUGGGCUUUACACGAGGAAAUUGUUUACGAAAUUUCAAGAGGAGUUGGUUGAGACGUUAACAUUUUUGGCAACGAAGGUUGAGGACGAGGAGGCAGGAUCCAUUUUUCAAGUUGCUAAAUUUGGGGAAAGUCAUAAAGCUUAUACGGUUAGAUUUAACGUUCAUGAGAUGAAAGCAUUUUGUAGUUGCCAGAUGUUUGAGUUUUCUGGCCUUCUUUGCGCACACAUCUUGACAGUUUUUAGGGUGACAAAUGUUCUCACUCUGCCAUCUCAUUUCAUUCUGAAGCGUUGGACGAGGAAUGCCAAGAGUGGUGUCAUAUUGGAGGAACAUGCCGGCGAUUUGUUGAAUAAGCCACAAGAAUCUCUAACAGUACGGUACAAUAAUCUGCGGCAUGAGGCACUUAGAUAUGUUGACGAAGGGAUUACAACUGCUGAAAUUUAUAAUGUGGCAAUGGAUGCCCUUCAAGUGGCUGCAAAUAAAGUUGCCACUGAAAUGCAGAACGGCGGGAGAGCGGCCGCAACUAAUACAGCUGGAAGAGAAAAUGGGUUUCGUUUGGGAAAUCAAUCAAACAAUACCUUCGGUGAUCAUAAACGGGGUUUUGAAACUCUAUCUGCGGAUCACCAGGACAAGAAAAUGCAGAAACUAGAGCGUCAACUCGAGCGCGCACGACGGAAAUGUGAAUCGUAUAGAGCUAACUUGCUAUCGGUUUUGAAAGAUAUUGAGGAGCAAAAGUUAGAGCUCUCUGUUAAAGUUGAAAACAUUAAGUUGAGAAUGAAAGAGUAGUGUUCAAUGUUC